AGGUGCUGUGGUGUGAGGUUAGGAUUAGCUGGUACUGGUGAACUGUGUUAGUGAAUAUGAGUAAUUAGUCAUGUCUCGUUGGUACACGGUGGACCCAGUGAAGGUGUGUGGGGAGCAGCAUGGCAAUGUCACCAUUGCCUACCAUGAGUGCCUGUGCCAGUUCAAUUAUGCUUCCCAGAAGCGCAAGAUGGGAAUACUCAAGUUCCGGCACUGCGCCCUGGCUGAUGAGAUGAGGAAACAGAUGGACUUUGACAUGUACAAAAUAAUUGGAUUUUCUUGCGUGAUCUUUGUUGUUGUGGCCAUUGUUCUUUUCUGCAGUUUCAAGUGGUACCAGCAGACAAAGAAAAAUCCUUGCGUUGGUUGCUGCUCAUGUUUUUCUUGCUUGUCUGGUAAAAAGAAGAAGAAAAAAAUGUCUGCGCAGAAUGGCCUUUGUAAUGGGUCUUCUGCUGCUGGCCAUGAUGCUCACGAUUCAAGUGCAGGUUUUGAUGAGCAUUGGGCCCAGGAAAUGCACGAAUCUCUGCAUUCAGAUCGACAGAAUGGCUUUGCAGGUAAUGAGAAUGAGAACAAAAGGAGGAGCACACUCUGCAUGAAAUUCUGUCUCAGUGAACCUGUUCAGGAUUGUUGUGAAUUUUUUGACUGUGAUUUGAUGUGGCACAAAAAAAAUGUUUAUGCUCAGCCUUACUAUGGUCGGGCAAAAAAAGGUUCUUCCCAGUCUUCUGGAGGGGAACUAAAUGGUGCUUAUGGCAUGACCGGUAGACCUCCUUCCUCAGGCGCUGCUAACAACGACAAUGUACCUACGCUGCAGAGGAGACCAACCCGCCCAGCACCUCCGCCUCCAAAGCUACCAGGGGCACCAGGCUCAGCAAUGAACAAUGUGCCCAUGUUUGAAGAUGGUUCCUUGAUUGUUGAUGAUGAUAUUGUAUGUGAACCAAUCCCUGAAGCGCCUCCCUCACCCGAGCCUGUGAGACGGCCACAGCAACCUGAUCAACCGCGGUCCAUUUAUGUUGACCCACUUGCUUUCUUACAAAGGCCUUUCCUGCGCCUGAGUAUUGCUCUCUCAGGUCGAGAAUCAAACCAGAAAGACGGCAGAGCUGAGGGCAAAGAUGAUGAUGAACCUGAUGCCCUGUACAGUCGUGUCAAAGAUUUCGUAAUGAGUAAAGUGCGCAAAAGCGGCAGCAUUGUGUCACUGAACAAAGGUGUGUCCAGUAAUCCAGAUGGUGCUAGCGAGACCUCUUCUAAGGCAAGGAACAAAUAUGGGAAGACUGCAAGUAUGGCAUCUCUGCACGACAUUACAGAGACAGAGCUUGACAAGAGUUAUGAUGGGAGCAAGCGGUCCAUAUCUCUUGCAUCGCUCACUGCAGUCAAUGGCAGCUCUCAGUCCAGCAAUGGUGCUGUUGUAAACAGAUCUCGCCACGGUUCCCGCUAUAAUGUUGCUGAUGAAGACGUUCCUCCAAACCAACGUGAUGAGUACAUAGACUUGGAGGAAAUGGCAAGGAAGAUGGCAGCUCGGUUACAGCAGCAGCAGCAAGCAGCCCAACAACUUGGCCAGUCGUCCAAUCACCUCAACAACUCCCCUCCUGUCAUUACUUCGCAGCCCUUGUCUGUACAUGCACUGCAGCAGGAGCAUCAAUUCAACGGCUCCUACAACCCCAACACUUCACUGCAGCAACAUCCUGUCAGCAGCCAUGCCACCACAUCCAGCCAUAAUACAUCUGCUGCCUCAGUUCCUCAGCCCAGUCCAGUCAGAGGCAAAACUCCAGAUUUCAUAACCGCUUCUGCCUAUGGGACUAAACCUUCUACUAACAUGGAAGACAACAUGGCAGAUCAUGAGAUAAGACAAAGUGUGUCCAACCAUAACAAUACUCAGGCUGGUAAACCUUCACAGAUUGCUAUGCACAACGGAUUGCAGCCGCAUACAAGCAAUACUUCACCUUCCUCAUCAUCUGGCUCUGUAUUUACUCAGCAAAACUUUUCAAGCUUUCAGUCAGAUCCUCGCAACAGCUCCGUGACGGCUCUUGUUGAUGCUACUGGUACAGUGCCCAUCAGUAUUGUCAACCCUUCGUCUUAUACCCCCAAUGGCAACCAUAACUCGUCUGGCUUACCCAACUCUGCUGUAGUAACGCCUGGUGCGUUAGUUCCCUAUGCUGGCAGUCGAUUGGAGUCCCACAGCUCUGUGUCGUCCGUUGCCUCAACUCCCGCUGGCACUUUGAAAAGACAGAAGCCUUCAGUUCCUCCUCGCCCAUCUUAUGUACCUGAGAAUCCUGGCUACAAAUCUCUUGGUCGACCCACCGUAGCACCGCCAAGUCCAAAGUUCCGUGGUACCGCUGGGGCCUUUGGCAAGAUGGGGGUACCGAGCUUGAGUACUUUACCUCGUAGCCCGCUGGUUACCGGCAAGCCUGGCAUGGUACCUACCAUUCCCACCCUUUCUCUGCAUGAGCAGCAGAUACUGCAACAACAGUUGUUACAGCAGCAACAGCUGCAGCAAUUCUACUUGCAGCAGAAUCCUCAUUUGAACCCAUCAUACCAGCAAAUGUUGUUGCAGCAACAACUGCUACAGGAACACACAAUUAUGACACCAUCUGUGCAGCAGCAAAUUUUGCAGGAACAGCAGCUAUUCCAGCAAAUGUUACAGCAGCAACAGCACUAUCACAUGCAGCAGCAGUACCAACAGCAGUUGUUACAACAGCAGCUGCAGCAAGGAAUGCGUUACCGACAGCCUCUAUCCUCGACAUCAUCUACAGCAUCAUCGGCCUCGUCUAAAUCUCUACGAUCUGUACACAAACCCUCCCACCCUCCGCCACCCCCACCCUCAUCUGGCAGCCAUGGCACUUCAGUUGUUGGCUCUUCUAUGCAAUAACAAAAGUUUUAUCUUUUCCACAUUAUCAUAUUAGUCUUCAUUCAAACUCAGUUGUGCUGAAAUGCAACUUGAACUCAACAUCUAUACUUGUAUAAUUUGGUAUAAUUUUGUUUUGCAUGUCAUAGUUGAGUCUCUUUUAGACUUUCCUUAGCGCUCUUGUGCUAUUACACGAGUGAAAUUGCACACAAUCGAUUAUCAUGAAAUUUCUUUGAAAAUUUUUAUUAAAAAAUUCUGUACUGCUUGAGAUUUAUACGAAAAUAAUAACCAUUCAAUCGCAUUUAAAUGAGCAGCUUUUUUCGAGGCAGCAACUGCUAUUUUAUAUGUAAAAUAGUGGUUUUUAAUGCGAUUUCGUCCCGCACUUUUAACAACUUUGACUUAAAGCUUCAGAAAGUGACGAAGAAUUUUAUCUCUAACUUUGUUAUUAUAUAUUGAUGCAUCUCAACCAUUCAUAGCAGCUCAUGUGCUGGAAGUAAUAUAGUGAUAAUAAUAAUAGUGAUAAUAUAGUGUUCUUUAACUUUUAAUACUUAACUGACAAACGUAUUUGUUAGCCUUUUUUCUCUUCCUUUUUAGAUUUGUAAGAUUGUCUCUGGUGAAGGUAAAGAGUUGGGAAAUUUUCAAUAUUUGCUGGAAGAAUCGCACAAUGUUAAUGUCCACAGUACUUCCGUAUAAUAUUCUUUACUUUGUGUCCAAAAAUAAUCUUUUAUCGCUAACAUGAAUAUUGUAAGAAAAAGUCUACAUUUCAUUGCAUUUCCGGCAUUGUCAUACUUUAUUGAUAUUGUAUAGAUUAAUUGGAUAUUGAUAUGGAUAUGCCCUAGAAUUCAUGAAUGUCGCAGAGAAUCUCUGAUUCAGUUUCAGCAUUUGUUCUAUAAGAAUCUCGGCAAUCAGCCUAUGAUAUUAUUCUAUCACUGAACUUUAGCGGUCUCUGUUACCAAGCCAUCGCCGCCACGGGAUGUUUUAUUCAUUCCUAAUUUUGAUCGUUGAGUGACUCGAGCUUGGUAAUGUCCUAUAAUUUGUUACCACGUGUAAUUAUUUUCAGGGGUUUCCCCAUGAUGAAACUAACAGCGUUGAUAGCUGAUCUGAUUGUGUAAGUAUUAAUAGGACUAACUGCUCCGAUAAGUGCUUCCUGCAGUGUAAUAACCUGCGUCUUAUGACCAAGUAUUUCUUUAUCUGAAAUUAUAUUCCUAAUACGUCAACCAAAUUGCUUUGUGGUAUAUUCAACAACUCGUGAGCCCUAAUGAGUCGAGUUAUUCAUUCAAAUUACCUAUACUCUAAUAAUGCUCUGACCAAGGUGUCUCUCUAAUUUAAGAAUAGAAUUUGCUUUGAGGAUAUUUAAAUUUCCAAGUACAAAUGAUGCUGUGCGAUGUGAAUACAUGUAGGAUGUAGCAUAAUCAUCGGAAAUGUAACGAGCAGAAUUUUACGACCAAAAAUUCCAUCAUGUGUGUGUAAGUACUUGAAUCCACUAAAUUUUUUUGAUCUAUUGAAGGAAUCAUUAUUUGUGCAUGGAAACCCGAAAAUAAACACCAUUAAAGUGGAGUCAUUCCAUUGAAUUGUAGUGAACAUUUUUGUGAAGUAUUCCAAGUUUUAGGUAAAAAUACUAGACGGUUGUAUCCGUAUGCAAUCCCACGUUAUAACGAAUGGAACUUGUAUUGCAAAUUAGUUGUAUCGAAGUAUUUUUACAUUUUUCUACAUUGUGACCGAGAUUUCUAGAUGCUGGGAGUAGGUAGAUCAUUGUCAGUGUAUACAGAAGGCUGUGAUGCUUGGCACCAAUUGUAAAUCGACUGUUCAAUAUAACAUUUGUAUGCCUUUAAAUUAAUUGCUGAUUUCACGUUGCCUGUGUGGAUUAAAAUUCAAAUGUUACAAACUGCUUUUUGAAUUUAUUUCUUCUUAAAAUAUUCCUUUAUUUUUAUACUCGCGCAGUCUUCUCUUGCUCGUUUAUUCCUGCUCACUCACCCAGUCUCGUCUAGCUCAUUCAUUUCUGCUCACUCACUCAGUCUCGUCUAGCUCAUUCAUUUCUGCUCACUCACUCAGUGUCACCUCGAUCAUUCAGCCUUGUGUUUUGUAUGCUUCAUUACUCGCGUAAUUAAUUAAAUUAACAAGGGCAUCA
Hyalella azteca is the source of this 4961-nucleotide messenger RNA. Its product is annotated as alpha-protein kinase 1. Bases 71 to 2857 code for a protein of 928 amino acids. Lineage: Eukaryota; Metazoa; Arthropoda; Malacostraca; Amphipoda; Hyalellidae. The transcript is spliced from 2 exons. The record is from RefSeq and is a predicted model, not a curated record.